Polypterus senegalus (gray bichir) is the source of this 942-nucleotide messenger RNA. RefSeq names its product olfactory receptor class A-like protein 1. The transcript has a single exon. Gene Ontology annotation, biological process: G protein-coupled receptor signaling pathway. Gene Ontology annotation, cellular component: membrane. Gene Ontology annotation, molecular function: pheromone receptor activity. NCBI's taxonomy places the organism in Eukaryota, Metazoa, Chordata, Cladistia, Polypteriformes, Polypteridae. Bases 1 to 942 code for a protein of 313 amino acids. The record is from RefSeq and is a predicted model, not a curated record.
AUGGACUGGUACUCUUUACUCAAGGCAGCUGUAUUCUUCUCACUUGCAAUAAUUGGCAUACCAGCCAACGUUGCCAUUUUGGUUGCUUUGGGAUCUCUUUGGGUUUCUGGAGUCAAGUUUGGUCCAAAUGAGAAGAUCUUAUCAGCACUGGCACUUACUAACACGAUCCUGAUAAUGACUCGAGGGCUUCCAUAUAGUCUCUUUGUUGUCGGAGCAGCUACAUUUUUCAAAGACACCGCAUGCAGUGUUAUUGUCUACAUUUCUAGACUUUCUCGGGCUAUGACUUUCAGUUUAAGUUCCUUGCUCAGUGGUUACCAAUUUCUGGUGAUGAAAUCACCGCAUCCUACUUGGACUGUAUGUCGUCUGAAAGUCUCUAAAAUGCUGGGACUCAUUAUGUUCACUAUGAUCCUUCCAAAUCUUGGAAUUUGUUUUUGUUCAGUUCUGUACAGCAGGCAUGCUAGUAACACAACUGGACAGGAAUACACAUACUAUCUGGGCUACUGCAUUGUACGCUUCCCUGAUCAGGCUACUUUCCUUGGCUUUGGAAUUGCCAGUGUCAUUCGUGAUCUGGUGUUUGUCAUCUUCAUGGCUACAACAAGUACUGCAAUUCUGCUGCUACUGUACAGACAUCAAAGAAAAAUUAAACAGAUGUCUGUGUCCGGUUUCAACACGUUAAGAGAGAUUAAAGCAGCUAAAAUUGUUAUUGCCUUGGUUGUCAGUGACAUCCUGUUUCUAGGCGCUGAAAACACAAUAUUCCUGUACAUACUAACCGGCAAGACAGUAAGCCCUUAUGCUGUAGAUGUGAGAUUUUUCUUUUCAACUUGCUAUGCUACUGUUUUUCCAAUUAUUAUUCUCAAGACUAACAACAAUAUCAAAGAAAUUUUGACAUGCAAAAAAAAAAGUGAGAAUAGCUCUCCAGAAAGCACCGAGUCGAGACUGUAA